CGCCCCGGCCCGCCCCCGGCCGGGCGCUCGCAGCCCCGCGCAGCAGGGCCGGGCUCGGCUCCCAGCGCCGCGGAGCACUCGGCCCUGGCAGACGCCCCGAGAUUGUUGUGAGGAGUCGCGCCAGUGGGUGAGCGCCGUAAUCUGAACCAGCUGCGUCCAGACCGAGGCCCCAUUUGCAUUGUUUAACAUACUUCGAAAAUGAAGUGUUCAUUUUUAACAUUCCUCCUCCAAUUGGUUUAAUGCUGAAUUACUGAAGAGGGCUAAGCGAAACCAGGUGCCUGCGGCCAGGGCUCGCAGUGGCUCCCAGCAACCCCGGCGCGCUCCCCGAGUCCGCGCCGCCCGCUCGCCACUCGCUCGGCCCCUCUGGAAUAGAAAUUGCCGCGAGCCCCAGGGGCCCCGCGCAGGCCGCCGCGCCGCCGCUCCUCCGAGGGUCCCGCCGGGGAGAGCCCUCCACACUCCGCGCCUUGGCCUCUCCGCGCGCGCCUCCGGACAUGCCCGGCUUCGGAAGGAUACUCACCGUCACCAUUCUGGCGCUCUGGGUGCCCAGUCCCGGGAAGGCUCAGCAACAAUGCACUAACGGCUUUGACCUGGACCGCCAGUCGGGACAGUGUUUAGAUGUGGACGAAUGCCGGACCAUCCCCGAGGCGUGCCGUGGAGACAUGAUGUGUGUGAAUCAGAAUGGUGGCUACCUGUGCAUCCCACGGACGAACACCAUGUACCGUGGGCCCUAUUCCAACCCCUAUUCCACAUCCUACUCGGGACCCUACCCGGCGGCUGCUCCACCUCUCUCAGCACCCAACUACCCCACGAUUUCCAGGCCUCUCAUCUGCCGCUUCGGGUACCAGAUGGAUGAAGGCAACCAGUGUGUGGAUGUGGACGAAUGUGCAACCGAUUCCCACCAGUGCAACCCCACCCAGAUCUGCAUCAACACUGAAGGAGGUUACACCUGCUCCUGCACAGACGGAUACUGGCUGCUGGAAGGCCAGUGCUUAGACAUUGAUGAAUGUCGCUAUGGCUACUGCCAGCAGCUCUGUGCAAAUGUUCCUGGCUCCUAUUCCUGUACGUGCAACCCUGGCUUUACCCUCAAUGAAGACGGAAGGUCUUGCCAAGAUGUGAAUGAGUGCGCCACAGAGAACCCCUGUGUGCAAAGCUGUGUCAACACCUAUGGCUCUUUCAUCUGCCGCUGCGACCCGGGAUAUGAACUGGAGGAUGAUGGUGUUCGCUGCACUGAUAUGGACGAGUGCAGCUUCUCUGAGUUCCUCUGCCAACAUGAGUGUGUGAACCAGCCCGGCACAUACUUCUGCUCCUGCCCCACAGGCUACAUCCUGCUGGACGACAACCGAAGCUGCCAGGACAUCAACGAGUGCGAGCACAGGAACCACACGUGCACCUUGCAGCAGACCUGCUACAAUUUGCAGGGGGGCUUCAAGUGCAUCGACCCCAUCCGCUGUGAGGAGCCUUACCUGCGCAUCAGCGACAAUCGCUGCAUGUGUCCUGCCGAGAACCCUGGCUGCCGGGACCAGCCCUUCACCAUCCUGUUCCGGGACAUGGACGUGGUGUCAGGACGCUCUGUUCCUGCCGACAUCUUUCAGAUGCAAGCCACCACGCGCUACCCAGGGGCCUAUUACAUUUUCCAGAUCAAGUCUGGCAAUGAGGGCAGAGAAUUCUACAUGCGGCAAACGGGUCCCAUCAGCGCCACCCUGGUGAUGACACGUCCCAUCAAAGGCCCCCGGGACAUCGAGCUGGACUUGGAAAUGAUCACUGUCAACACCGUCAUCAACUUCCGGGGCAGCUCCGUGAUCCGACUGCGGAUCUACGUGUCGCAGUACCCAUUCUGAGCCCCCGGCGGCGGCGGGAGCCUCUGACACUGCCCUUCACCAGCACCCAGGGACAGCAGGAGAGGGAACGAGAGGGAGGAGGAGGGCGAGGCAGACUCGUUGAGCGUGUCCCCUAGGAUUCAGUCCCCCGACCCCUGCCUGCACCAUCGCAGACCUGUCACCCCGAAGGACACCCCCAUCCCCAGUUGCUCUGACACAGUUGCCCACAAGUAUUGUCCUUGACCCUGUGUGGGAGGUCCCCAGUGAGCUCUACACCCAUGUUUUUCAAACAAAAGAGAUGAAGUUGGCUGGGGUUUGAGUCUGCGUUCGAAGACUGUGAACAGCCCGCUCUUCCCCUCUUCCAGGCCUGCUUGCUCCUCUCGCUGUGUGGCUGCUUUGCAAGUGCCUGCUGGGCCACGCUGGGCCACGCUGGGCCACGCUGGUUAUAGCUAGGUGCCUUCUCGCUCAUACUGAGAAGCCAGUGCAGUAAACCACAGCAGAAUGGGAGUCACUCUCAAAGCCAUACCUGAUACUUUCUGCCAUCAAAGAGGUUUGACCUGUCGUUAAGUGUGUAUAACUGUUUAAUCCGUUCUGUUUUGAGUAAUUUUUAAAGUAAGUGCUAGCAUUCUUUAAAAAGGCUUCAACACAUAUUAUCUUCUGUCUUCCCACACCCCCAACUACUCUUCAUUUUACCCCAGUGUUUUCUUGGCCACCCAUCCCCCCACAGCCCCAUCAUGCUUUUUUUUUAAAAAGAAUUUUUAUCUAACUGGGUUGGAAGGCAAAGGUCUCCAAACCAAUUAAAUA
This is a messenger RNA of Ochotona curzoniae (black-lipped pika), 2621 nucleotides long. RefSeq names its product fibulin 5 (gene FBLN5). Lineage: Eukaryota; Metazoa; Chordata; Mammalia; Lagomorpha; Ochotonidae. The transcript has 11 exons. Bases 492 to 1838 code for a protein of 448 amino acids. The record is from RefSeq and is a predicted model, not a curated record. Gene Ontology annotation, molecular function: calcium ion binding.